AUAAAAACUUUCCCUCCUUCCUUAUCGUCAAACCUUUCCGGCCAAUAGCGGGAUUCAGGAUGAGUUCUGGAGAGUACUCCGAAGCCCCAAACGGAGAUGUGAUUCCCAUCGGAUCGUGAAGCUGCUCCCAACACUUCCUCCGGCAUUCCUCGCGUCGUCCCGAGCAUACGUGAUAAUGCUUCUAGAACAACAAUCAGGUUUACAUUUGCUUCACAAUCAGGCUUGUUUGUUGCAAGAUGAGAAAGCACAAGUAAAAGGCACAUUAGAAGAAGUAGCAUCUACCGGGAAGUUCUGGCAGGAUUGGGAAAAGUUAAAGGGCAUUCUAUCUUGGUGGUUGAAGAAGGUUCUUUCAGAAUAUCCAGAGGCAAAGAUGACGGACGAACAACAAAAGGAAGCUCUAGGAGAAACGUAUCCAGAGCUGGUUAGUCGAUUGGAUGAAGCUCUUCUUAGUUUCGACGAAGGUCCUCCAUUUACACUGCAGAGACUCUGUGAGAUCCUUUUGGCUGCAAGGAGUAUCUACCCAAAGCUCUCAAAGCUUGCUCUUGCAUUAGAAAAGAAUCUGUUGGUUACUUCUAUGCUAUCCAUCAGUACGGAACCGCAAUCACAAUCCACUGAGGAAGCAAACGCAGCAACGAAAGGCACAAACGGGACACAGCCAAAUGGAAUUGAAGCAGUGGUGGGAGGUGACAAGGAUGAGAUAAUGACAGAGGUAGAAGAAAAAGAAGCAGAUGUUGAUGACGCAAUGACUAUUGACAUGGAAACAAUCGAUGAACCAUCAGAAACAAUGACGACGACAGCGAGUGAGAGCGAGAAGCCAAGCGAAAUCAAACCAUCAUCGGAUUCAAUGGCUGCAGAGGGGAGGAGAUUCACGGUUGCCUUGAACCGUAUGCCUCAGAGAGACAGCGUUUGAACGAAACUAUUUCAAA
Brassica oleracea var. oleracea is the source of this 926-nucleotide messenger RNA. RefSeq names its product serine/threonine-protein phosphatase 4 regulatory subunit 2-like. NCBI's taxonomy places the organism in Eukaryota, Viridiplantae, Streptophyta, Magnoliopsida, Brassicales, Brassicaceae. The record is from RefSeq and is a predicted model, not a curated record. Gene Ontology annotation, biological process: protein dephosphorylation. Gene Ontology annotation, cellular component: protein phosphatase 4 complex; nucleus; cytoplasm. Gene Ontology annotation, molecular function: protein phosphatase regulator activity.